Molecule: messenger RNA, 1698 nt
Organism: Odocoileus virginianus texanus
Lineage: Eukaryota; Metazoa; Chordata; Mammalia; Artiodactyla; Cervidae
Gene: SSBP1
Product: single stranded DNA binding protein 1
Biological process (GO): positive regulation of helicase activity; mitochondrial DNA replication
Cellular component (GO): mitochondrial nucleoid
Molecular function (GO): single-stranded DNA binding
Source: RefSeq, a predicted model, not a curated record
GAAAGGGCGGAAGGCCAGAGUCUUGCGUUAGGUGUGCGUACGGCUGUUCUCGGCCCGGGAGGAGUUGUUUUGUCGGCGUGUAGACCUCCUCUUUUCGCGCGGAGGACUCUGCUUUCGUCGCACCUCCCAGGCUCUUUACGUUGUUGCUUGGGAGCGUCAGCUUUGAGCAAGGGCGCCCGCACAUUUCAGUGGAAAAGACUAAAGAUUAGAUUGGAAGAAAAGAGUAGAAGCCAUGUUUCGAAGACCUGUAGUACAGGUGCUUCGUCAGUUUGUAAGACAUGAGUCUGAAGUAGCUAGCAGUUUGGUUCUCGAAAGGUCUCUGAAUCGUGUGCAGUUGCUUGGUCGAGUAGGUCAGGACCCUGUCAUGAGACAGGUAGAAGGAAAAAACCCAGUCACAAUAUUUUCCCUAGCAACAAAUGAGAUGUGGCGAUCAGGGGAAAAUGAAACCUACCAAAUGGGUGAUGUCAGUCAAAAGACAACAUGGCAUAGAAUUUCAGUGUUCCGACCGGGCCUCAGAGAUGUGGCGUAUCAGUAUGUGAAAAAGGGGUCUCGAAUUUUUGUGGAAGGGAAAGUAGACUAUGGUGAAUAUACGGAUAAAAAUAAUGUGAGACGACAAGCAACAACAAUUAUAGCAGAUAAUAUUAUAUUUCUGAGUGACCAGAUGAAAGAGAAGCCGUAGACUGGACGAUUCUUCUCUGGCCGGUGUUUGGUACAGUCUCAUUUCCAAAUCAUGCUAGUGUUUAUAGUUCCUAAGGACAAGAAUUAAAAUACUCUCCGUUAUAAAAUGAGUGAUAACAUUUUCCUGACUCUCACUUCCCUUCCCCUUUUUGUGUCAUGAACUCUGAUAGCUCCUGCCUGUUAAUGGUAUUCACUGAUUGUUUAUUCUUUAAGAGAAGGUUUCUGUGUACAAAAUUGUGAACUUUUAGGUUCAUCCAUGUUAUGGCAAAGGGAUGAAUGUCCUUUGGGAAGGCCCCCUGACCCCCACCCCCCCUUUUUUGUGCAUACUUCUAUUAUAGCAUUGAGUCAACCACCACAGUGUUUUUGAGCAUUGCUGUAUGUCAGACAUUUAGCCCAUGGUUGCAGAUAACUGAUUUCCUUAUCUGGUUUAUAGGCCAGAAGGCAAGGGCUGUAUCUUCUUUGUGUACUUGUGUGUUUAACCAGUGCUUUGCACAGAGUAGGCAAUAAAUGUUGACAUGUGAAUGAUCCCAAUAGGAUAAUGAGCUUUUAGCCCAAAGUGAAGGGGUUUGCUGAGCAGCAGUUAGUAUCUAACCUAAAUAGCUUCAAGACUAAGCUACCUCAGUCCCAUCUUUCGUUUUUGGACAAUUUCACUAGUAGCAUUUAUGAAACAGUUUACCAGCAGUAAAGACCUGAAGUGCAAUUGGGGAUGAAAUUGUUCAUCUCCAGGAGGUGAUACAGGGGCUCUGGUUUCACACUAUUUUCUUUCUUUCUAAGCCCCUAUUCUCUGUCCUUUUAGUCUCAUCCGGAGCUCUCUCUUUUUAGGGAGCCCCCUCUGGCAAUGCGUCUCUAGGUUAGUGCCCCAGGUAUGACAUUUCCCUUUAGUUUUUCUACAUGGUUUCCUGCUGUCCAUACUGUGUACACUUGUGUACACACAAUCACUUUCAUUAUAAGAUUCUAACACAGAGCACUAACAAUUUACUAGCAAUGAUUAAAUGAAAUAAACUCAGUGUUUUAAAUGCA